AUGGUGUCAGUCAUUGUCACUCUCAGGCACCACGCAGACGAGGUGAGCUGCUGCGCCUUCUCUCCCUCCCUCCUGGCCACCUCCUCCGGUGAUAAGACCCUUCGUGUCUACAGCACGGCCGACUUCUCGGAGCUUCCUUUCUCCCCUCUGUCGGGUCACGGCUACGGGGUUCACUGCUGCUGCUUCAGCUCCUGUGGCGGCUACCUGCUCAGCUGCUCCACGGACGGAUCCGUCAUCGCCUGGAGGUCGGAGACAGGUGAGGUGGCCGCGACGCUGCAGCACCCGGGCCGCAGUCCGCUCCGAGUGUGCGCACUGGCGCCAGACUCCUGCCUCCUGCUGGCAGGGGCCUGUGAUGGCACCGUGGCCCUCUGGGACUUCCCCUCCAAGACAUUACGCAGAUGCAGCGCAGUGAGCGAGGCCAGUGUCGUGGCCUGCUGCUUCGCUCCGUGUGGCCAGAUGUUUGCGAGCGGCUGCACCCGCGGAGACCUCAAACUGUGGGACACGGAAAUCAACCUCCUGCAUGCUGAGAGGGACGCCCACGACCUGGGAGUCACCUGCUGCAGCUUCGCACCCCAGUUCAAAGUUGACGGCUGCUGCGUGGAGCUUCGACUGGCCUCCUGCGGCCAGGACAGCCAGCUGAAAAUAUGGAUCGUUUCCCAGCGUGAAGGAGCAGGCUGUGUCAUGAAGCUGCUUCACACUCUCAGCAGCCAGUUGGCUCCAGUUCUGUCCUGUGCCUUCUCCUCUGACGGAGAGCUGGUGGUCUCGGGCUCAGUGGAUAAAAGUGUUGCAAUAUAUGAUGCGAACCUGGGAGCCCUGCUCUACACUCUGAAACAGCACGACAGGUAUGUGACUGCUGUUGCUCUGUCUCCCACCAUGCCGUGGAUUGCAACCGGCUCCAUGGACAGAACGGUGAACGUGUGGAGAAUCGGAGACGGAGUGAGCAGAACUGCAGCUGAAUCGAUGCAGACGGCGUGCCAAGGAAGGAAGUUGCCGGGUCACUCCAGGCUGCUGGUUGCUGAUUGGUCGGAGGAGGAUGUGCAGACUUGGCUGUGCGAGGAAGGACUGCAGGAGCUCGUCAGCAUCUUUAAAGCCAACAACAUCGACGGACCAGAGCUCAGCCAGCUGAACAAGGAAACGGUCAGAGAGCUGGGAAUUGAGUCUGUGGGCCUCCGCGGUCGCCUCAUGAGGAAAAUCGAGGCCCUGAAGGCAGAGCAGAGCGGUUCAGAGGCCCCAGAUGAGUUUCUGUGUCCAAUCACCAGAGAGCUGUUGAAGGAUCCAGUCAUAGCUGCAGAUGGGUAUUCCUAUGAGCGAGAAUCCAUCGAGAGCUGGAUCAGGGGCAAGAACAAAACCAGUCCCAUGACGAACCUGCCCCUGCAGACCACGCUCCUCACCCCGAACAGAUCGCUGAAGACGGCAAUAACACGGUGGAAGUCGAGCCAGUAGACGGCAGCUCGUUGUAGCUUGUUUGCCAGAAUCCAAAGGAGCAGGUACUUCAUCAUUAAACAGGAAUCUCUGAUCUGGUAACACAUCAGCUUAUUAUCGCUGAGGAAGUAAUUGCCAUUAAUAGUUUUGCUCAGGGCACCACUGAAGAGUCACAAGUUUGACAAAAUAAUCAGAAUCUGAUGUCUAAGAUAAGUCGAUGGUAAUUUGCCCAGUAAAUAUAGAGUCCUGUUUAGCAAAGUGCCUGCAGACAAGCCGAUCCUGAGUCAUUAUACUGUGUAUCUGAAGAUACUAUCACUUUAAAGGUGCAAUAUGUAAGAAAUGGCCACCUGUCGAAUUUCUACUCCAAACAAAUGGAGGCAGCAUGUCACCAGAGUAACUGCUAACUGCUGCUAACUGUUGCUGCUGGGACCGGGAGCAGUGUUGGUGUUUACACCUCUGGCACUGGAGCUCCAGACCACCAGGAGGACGAGGUUUUCAGGCCCAGAGCAGGUCAACCCAGCAGGGAAUGCUGGCGGGGAGCAGCAACUUCGGUAAAUGUUGCUGCAACACAGUAAACAGACAUCUUUAACAUAACAUAUUCUUACAUAUAGUUCCUUUAAAGCCACAACACAUAACUUUUGAAUGUAGAAGUAAAAGUUGAAUAAAUCAUACCCUUGCUUCACUCAGUACACUCUGGGCCUUACAUCUGAUGCGAGCAGCAGCAAGCAGUGGCUAAUAUUAGCUAAUUCUAGCAAACCUUAGAUAUUGCUGUGCAACAUUAAUAAGUCAUUUUGUUGAUAACGACUAUUCUCUACGAUUGCUAAAAAGGAAAAGGAAACAUGGCAUACCUCGCCAAAGAAUGGAAGUUUAAUGUCCUGUAAUUGCCAUGUGUGGCCACAGUGGCCGCUGUUCAGCUGAACUCUUUGUUGGUGCUUUGCGUUUCCCUGCUGCUUUUCAGCACUCAUCAAACGUGUGUUUGUAUGUUUAAAUUCCUGUUGAGGUUCAUGGUAAUUAUUAAAUGUCUUCUUAUCGUAGGCAGUGUUUUAGAAUA
Messenger RNA from Chelmon rostratus (copperband butterflyfish), 2473 nucleotides. RefSeq names its product WD repeat, SAM and U-box domain-containing protein 1-like. Gene Ontology annotation, biological process: protein ubiquitination. The transcript is spliced from 11 exons. The coding region runs from base 1 to 1443 and encodes 480 amino acids. The record is from RefSeq and is a predicted model, not a curated record. Lineage: Eukaryota; Metazoa; Chordata; Actinopteri; Chaetodontiformes; Chaetodontidae. Gene Ontology annotation, molecular function: ubiquitin-protein transferase activity; protein binding.